Molecule: messenger RNA, 580 nt
Organism: Prosopis cineraria
Lineage: Eukaryota; Viridiplantae; Streptophyta; Magnoliopsida; Fabales; Fabaceae
Exons: 2
Coding region: 126-491 (121 amino acids)
Cellular component (GO): endoplasmic reticulum
Source: RefSeq, a predicted model, not a curated record
ACCAUCCAUGUAUGUGGCCUCUCAAGAUCCCUGUUCUUCCACAUUCCAUCGCUCGCUCUUCCCACCAAACCCCUGAUUCGAGAAAGCUCGGGCCAAAGAGGGAAGGAGAAUAAGCUUGAAAUGAAAUGGGUUUCGUUGUUAAUCUCAUAGACCUCACUCUGUUCCUCUUCUUCCUUGUUAUAGCGCUCGCAGCUCCACUUAUCGACGCCCAAACCCUCCUUCCUCACACUUACUUCCCACGUUUCUUUGUCGACCUCAAGAAUUGGUACAGCAGCGAGUAUGGCGACUUUCUUGUGGCCGAGAAGCCCCAUUUUUUUGUCGGGCUCGUUUGGCUUGAGCUGCUCUUUCAGUGGCCGCUUGCUCUUCUCAAUCUUUAUGGGAUUUUGGCUGCAAAGCCUUGGUUUGGUACCACUUGCUUGAUCUAUGGUGUCUCUUCGUCUACUUCCAUGAUUGACACUCGUCUUGUUUUGGGAGGAUCAGAAUCAAUAUAAAACGCAGGGGAAAACAAUUACCAGUAGUUAUUUGGUAUCAAAAGAUUAGUGCGACAUAUUUGUUGUUCUCUGUUUGCGCCAUCGGGUGA